Molecule: messenger RNA, 1740 nt
Organism: Acomys russatus (golden spiny mouse)
Lineage: Eukaryota; Metazoa; Chordata; Mammalia; Rodentia; Muridae
Gene: C1H14orf39
Product: chromosome 1 C14orf39 homolog
Exons: 17
Coding region: 1-1740 (579 amino acids)
Biological process (GO): meiotic DNA double-strand break processing involved in reciprocal meiotic recombination; homologous chromosome pairing at meiosis; spermatogenesis
Cellular component (GO): central element
Source: RefSeq, a predicted model, not a curated record
AUGAAUGACAACCUGUUUGUCAGUUUGGACAGGCUUUUGUUAGAAUUUGUUUUUCAGUAUGAACAAGACAUAAGUACUAAAGAAGAUAUGAUUCAAAGAAUUAAUAAAUGUCUUGAAAAUAUUAAGGAAAACAAAGCAAAUGUUUCUAAGAUACGUGAAGCUAUAAAUAAAACAGAUGAGGAAAUUGCUUAUUACUAUAAACAUAGUAAAGAAAUCAAAGAAAGAUGUAAUAACUGGAAGCCAACAUGUAAUGUUUUCCAUAAACAUGAAGAUUAUAUUCAAGACCAACUUAGUGCUUACCAAGAAACCAAUGAAAAAGACAAAAAAAUGUAUCAUGGUUAUAUAUGUCAGUAUGAAGAUGUUUUGAAACAGUACCAACUGAAAUACUCAGAAACACGUUUUUCAUGUAAAUAUUAUGAGAAGAAAAAAGAACAUGAAGAAAUUCAAAAUAGAGUGUUGGCAUGUACUGAACAACUAAAGCUGAAUGAAACUAUUCUUAUGGAAUUUCUAGUGCCUGCUCCUUUCCCAUCUGUUACGGAAUGGACAUUAUACAUAGUUAAUUUGAGAUAUAAAACACAAGAUAUUCUUAAAAGUGCCAACAAUUUUACCAAAAGAUCAUUUGAGUUGGAGAAAGAAGCAGAUGAUAUGGAAAUAGAAAUUAAUUCUUUAAAUAAGCAGAUGGCAAGACUUUUUGAAAGCAAAAAAUUUUCAGAUGGUGUAGAAGAAAAGAUAAAAAAUACAGAAAAGAAAAAAGAAUUUAAAGAAAGAAUUUUUGAAAAAGAUGAGCAUGUAUUGGAUAGAACCUCUCAAAAUAGCCAGUUGUUACUGCCUUGUGAAUCUCAAAAAUUUUUAAGACUAAUAAAGAUGAAUUCUUCAGAACCAAGAGUUACAGAUAAAAAAGAAGAAAGUUCAGUCAGUGGGUCAAAGUUUGCCAGAAGUGACUUGAGACAAAAAGAAAAUGAUUCACAGAUAUUUAAUGACUCGGGUAUGGAUAGUAAUACAAAGUGUUCAAAUGUUCCAGCUGUUAAAAGUUCACAAGGUUUUACGCAAUUCAGAUUGAACCAGCCGAAUUAUAGUCAAUGGAUUGAAAAAGGACAUACAGAUGCUGAGUGUGGAGAUAAAGAACCAGUAAGACAACUAAGAGACUCAAAAUGUACUUCACAGACCAUAUACAUAGAACACUUUGGAAAGUUAGUAGAAAAUAAUAGUGUUGAAGAAGAAAGAACUGAGAGUUUUCCACAGACUCCUGAAACUCCUUUAUUUCUAAGAACUCUCGAACCUAUGAAGACACCUGAAUCCGUGGAGAAAAUGCAGUUCCCUAAAAGCCCCUUCUUUGAAAUUAACAGAACUAAAAAUAUAGUACCUGAAGGACAGAAACAAAAGGAUUCUUCUGGAUUUUCAUUUCUUAUGAAUUAUACUUCUCCAUCACCUGGACUAAAUUUAUUUGAUUCUUCUGUAUCUGACUCAGAAAUCUCAUCGGAUCAGUUUAAUGAACAUUACUCUGCAGUAAAUCUAAAUCCUCCUUCAUCACAACAAGAAAUUGGAAACUUAUUUGAGAAAUCAGAAGAAGAUGCCUUCACAUUUUCUUUUUCAUCCGAUUCUUCAAAUCACACAUUUGGAACUGGAAAAGAUGACUUUAGUUUUCAAUUUUCUUUUGAACAGGAUCAAAACACAAUGCCUUCCUCUUCCCCAAAAGAUUUUUCAUCCUCACAAAAUAAAACACAAUUUAUGUUUUUUUGA